AUGUCGAAUCCUAAGGUUUUCUUCGAUAUUCUAAUUGGCAAGGCAAAAGCUGGUCGGGUUGUGAUGGAACUCUUUGCUGAUGUCACUCCUAAAACUGCUGAAAAUUUCCGUGCUCUAUGCACUGGUGAGAAAGGGAUUGGAAAUGCUGGAAAACCACUACACUAUAAGGGCUCAGCUUUCCACCGCAUAAUCCCGAACUUCAUGUGUCAGGGUGGGGAUUUUACCAGGGGUAAUGGGACUGGAGGAGAAUCUAUCUAUGGCGCGAAGUUUGCUGAUGAGAACUUCAAGUUGAAGCAUACAGGGCCUGGUAUUUUAUCAAUGGCAAAUGCUGGACCAAACACUAAUGGUUCCCAAUUUUUCAUUUGCACCGACAAGACGUCAUGGCUUGAUGGGAAACACGUUGUUUUUGGGAAAGUUGUAGAUGGCUAUAGUGUUGUUCAGGCAAUGGAGAAGGUUGGGUCCAGUAGUGGGACGACUGCGCAAUCUGUUGUUAUUGAAGAUUGUGGUCAGAUUACGGAGAAUUGA
Dovyalis caffra is the source of this 525-nucleotide messenger RNA. Lineage: Eukaryota; Viridiplantae; Streptophyta; Magnoliopsida; Malpighiales; Salicaceae. The record is from the annotation of a GenBank genome assembly.